Messenger RNA from Passer domesticus (house sparrow), 3321 nucleotides. RefSeq names its product 3-hydroxyisobutyryl-CoA hydrolase (gene HIBCH). Gene Ontology annotation, biological process: L-valine catabolic process. The coding region runs from base 258 to 1409 and encodes 383 amino acids. The transcript is spliced from 14 exons. Lineage: Eukaryota; Metazoa; Chordata; Aves; Passeriformes; Passeridae. Gene Ontology annotation, molecular function: 3-hydroxyisobutyryl-CoA hydrolase activity. Gene Ontology annotation, cellular component: mitochondrion. The record is from RefSeq and is a predicted model, not a curated record.
GGCGUAGUGUAGCGCGGCACUAACAUAUAACACGGGGCUGGCUGGGUUUGUGCGCUGAAGGCGCUGGAAGGUGAAGUUUCCCACUGCAGCUCUGAUGUGUGGCCUCACUCCAGCCUGCCUCAGUGGCCAUUAAUAAAUUACAGCCUCCCUGCUCAAAGCCAGUGGCGUGUUGGCAAAGUUUGACAGCCUGGGUCUGUCACCCACAGAAGUGCGAGCACUCUGCGAGCUCUUAGACAACUUCCACAAACCUGCUGUAAAUGUGUGUGAAAUACAACGAGGGCAGGCUGAGGGCACUCAACAGACUGCAAGUAAUAUUACAACAUUUGAAAAUGUCUAAGCAGACAGAUGCAGCAGCAGAAGUGUUGUUGGAAAAGAAAGGAGGUGCAGGAAUAAUAACUUUGAAUAGACCCAAGGCUCUCAAUGCACUAAAUCUGUCCAUGAUCCAAAAAAUUUAUCCUCAAAUAAAGACAUGGGAGCAAGAUCCUGAAACUUUCCUAAUAAUUAUAAAAGGAACUGGAGGAAAAGCUUUUUGUGCUGGGGGUGACAUCCGAGCCAUCACAGAAGCGGGAAAAGUUGGAGAUAGACUGACACAAGAUUUCUUCAUAGGAGAAUAUAGGCUGAACAAUGCCAUUGGCACCUGCAAGAAGCCAUAUGUGGCACUUAUUGAUGGCAUUACAAUGGGAGGGGGAGUUGGUGUCUCAGUCCAUGGACAUUUUCGAGUUGCUACAGAAAAGACUGUUUUUGCCAUGCCAGAAACAGCAAUAGGCCUUUUCCCUGAUGUAGGUGGAGGGUAUUUCUUGCCAAGGCUCUCAGGAAAGAUUGGCUAUUACCUCGCGCUGACAGGCUGCAGGCUGAAAGGAAGAGAUGUGCUCAAAGUUGGCAUCGCUACGCAUUUUGUAGAAUCUGAAAAGCUGCCUGCCUUGGAGAAAGACCUGAUAGCACUGAAAUCUCCUUCAAAAGAAAAAAUUGCAGAUUUAUUGAACUCUUACCACAUGAAGUGCACAAUUGAUCAAGAAAAGGAGUUUUCACUUGAUGAACAUAUGGAGAAGAUUAACAGUCUUUUUUCAGCAAAUAGUAUGGAAGAAAUUGUUAAAAAGUUAAAGCAAGAUGGUUCUCCUUUUGCCAUGAAGCAGCUAGAGACUAUUAAUAAGAUGUCACCCACGUCUUUAAAGCUGACUCUCAGACAGCUCAGAGAAGGAGCUUCCAUGAGCUUACAGGAGGUACUCAGGAUGGAAUACAGGCUGAGCCAGGCGUGCAUGAAAGGCCAUGACUUCUACGAAGGGGUUCGAGCAGUGCUGAUUGACAAAGACCAGUCCCCCAAAUGGAAGCCUGCUGCUCUAGAAGAAGUCAGCGAUGAAUUUGUGGACAGUUGUUUUAAACCACUGGGAAACAACGAUCUCAAGCUGUAAAGAUCAAACCUAUUGACAUCUUAUCUAUCUGCUUAGUUCUGUGAUACAAAAACUAACUGCAGUGUGAUCAAUUUGGACAAGACUUUUUUAACUAGCCUGAGAUUCACAAGUCUAUUUUUUUUUUCUUUUUUCUUUUUUUUUUUUUUGCAUUCAGGAACAUUCUCUGUAAUGAGAAAAUAAUUGUAUCUCUGUUUAAUAAUGGGAAAAAUCACUUCAAGACAAAUUGUUAUUUUUACUGCUUACACAGUGAUUAACAUUUAAUUUUUUGCAUCAACUCUUAGUUUAGGAGGAGCCCUUGGGGAAAAGAGCACAGUUUAAGGGGUGACCUAAUAAGAAAAAGUCAAGAGACCUUUUGUGUUCUUGGCUUUGUCACUGAUCUGGUAAAUUGAGAUUUGUGCCACAGAUUCUUCUGUGUACAAUAAAAAUAAAAUAUGGUUAACCUUUAAUGCAGUCAGAGCUACAAAGGAAAAUGCAAGACAGAAUCCAUGGUGUUAAAUAUCCUUUUAAAUAAAAGUUCAGACUGAUACAUUAUUAGUCUGAGAACAAGAAAUUGUUGUAUUGAUUAAACAUUUGUCAUUUUUCAGCCUUGCUGUGUGAUGUAAACAUUGUUUCAAACAUGAUAAUCUUGCCAGAGCCUGAAGCACACUUCUCUUCGCUUGCAUAGCCCACUUUUUAAAAUGUCAUUAUGUCUGAUUCAACUGCACGAUCAGUAUUUCACAAAUUCAGAAAAUUGCUGGUUUUUCUUGGUCUUACAGUGGUGAAGAAACAAGUGCCUCAAACCUCGCUGUGAACACCAAGCAGCAAAUCCCAGUGCAUUCCAGGUGGCAGGGUUCUGAUGCUGGUAAUACAUUAAGUUACACAACAUAACCAGAACCCCUUGAUACAAGUAUUUGUGGGAGGGAAAUUAUUUUCUCUAUUGUAUAUGCAACAGACAGCUACUAACCUUUCUUCAACAUUACGCCUUCUUUUUUAUGCUUCACCAGAUCACGCAGCAGUGUUUCUUUCUGCUUACUUCUACACUUACAGGCAGGUCACAAGUACAAAUUUUGGCUUCUCUGAAGACCAAAGGAAGAAAACUUCUGCUCAAAUGCCAUAGUCAGUAACCAGCACCACCUGACUUUUUGGGGAAUCAAAAACUCAGAGCUGCAGCAGAACCAUUGUGGAGUUUUCAGCUCUGGGCAGUUUUUAUGACCAACAGCAAUGGUCUGCAAUGGCUUAAGGCUCCUUCCUUUCCAGGAGCUGUUGCCUGGAAACACAGUCCAGGAAAUUCAGGUACCAAGGUGAACUACCAAGAGUGACUUUCAAAAAAUCAGAGGUGAGCAAAUGGGGAGCUAAAUCAAGAAGAAAUGGCGCCUUGCUUUGGCACUAGAGUGUUGUAAGAUAAAAUUGUUGAAAUUUCAGCUGUGAGUUUAUGUUACCAUGGACAUACUUGUUGUGGGACUGUCCUUGAGUUUAGUUCCAAAAGUAAUUGAGAUUUCAUGAAAAUGUCUAGGUAAUUCAGAAAGCGUCACAUGAUUUUCUAGCUCGAGUUGGUCCCAUAAGAAGUGCAAACCUCCCCCUGUAUUAUUUAGAAUUUUUAUGUGUUUUAUAUCCAUAAACAAUUGCUAUUUUAAAUUUAUUUUUUCAAAAUGAGUUGUCUUAAUAAUUCCAUUAUUUUUGUAUAAAAGGAGCAGUCUUCAGUCAACUACAUUAAAUGAAAAACACAGUAAUUCCCAGGGAGUAGGGAUCAUGGCUCCUCUGAUUGUACAAGAUCUUAGGAAGAACAUACUUUUGAAUUAAUAAACUUUGACUUGCAUGUUCAAUUGCUUCCAGAAUUUCUGUGAACAGGAAUUAUCCCAAGCUCAAGGUAACUGGAUCCUGUCCAAUCUUUGCAAUCUUGUGGUUUUUUUCAAAUAAAAGGCAUACAAGCAGA